CUUUAAAAGGAAAGGAAUUCCCAGUAAACGAUUCAUUCACAGGUCAACUAGACUUAGAGAACCCUUUAGUUCUCAUUUCCAUCUCCUCAUAUUUUACUUCUGGGGUCUUUCUGCAGGGCAAACAGAAGAAAAGAGGAAGACUAGAGACAGGCAGCGUUCUGCAAUGGGGAAGCUCUGUUGCGGAGGAUCAUCUGAUGAUGGGGGUUUAGACCCUAAGGUGCUGGUUUUGGUUUUGGUGUUCAUAUAUCUAGCUGCCAUGGUUUGCUGCUUGCCCCGCCCGCGGCCGUCUUGUUUUGUUGUGCAUCAGUUUCACUGCCGCAUUUGUUGGCGCCUAAACUGCCGAUGCUGAAAGCUAUGCGUCGAGAGAUGCCAUCGCCAUUCCCUCUCUUCUGUAUCUUAUUAUUCUGGAGGAAAUAAAAAAUUGGUAGCAGCAUUUGUAACAGUUUCUCUGCAACAGAGAUUUUCUACUAAUUCCUUGUAAUUCGUCAUGUUACCUUCUGUAUUCUUCUUUCUCUUUUGAAAUAAAUCCAUUUUCUGGCCACCACAUGCAUAUUUUGGCAAUUUUGUUCCAGAUGCAGUCAAAACAAGCUUUGAAUUUUUCUUUUCUGGUAAGAUCAAAAUAAACUCUGUUGCUAAUGAAUUUGUGUCAUUUGA
Molecule: messenger RNA, 654 nt
Organism: Rubroshorea leprosula
Lineage: Eukaryota; Viridiplantae; Streptophyta; Magnoliopsida; Malvales; Dipterocarpaceae
Source: the annotation of a GenBank genome assembly